AACCUGCUGAAGGUGCAUCCGCGUGAGCUUUGCAAAGAGCGUCCAGUAGUUGGCGCUGUCGGUGGUUCUCUUCUUUGGUUCGACAAAGUUCGUCCUCGUAGUCCGCUAUGGUUCUCUCCAACACCACGAAGAUUUCUUCCACGGCCGAAGUUAGGCGCUCGUUGACCAAAGCUCUCAGCAUCUGGACUUUAAACAUCUUGCUGCGAGACGAACCCCAAACAAGCUAGCUUCCUUUGUUUGUUAUCGGCGGCUAACGAGCUGGAAGCUAGCUGGGGAGGCCGGAUGAGCCAGGCACGCUCAGAUGCUAAUGUUAGCCCUGGUACACGGCACACGUUGAAGAGAAAACGAGCACGUUUGAACACGGCGACAAAACGCCACUUGAUGACACUGACUUGGACGCUUGUGAACGUGAAGCGGCCUAGCCGGGGGAAGAGAGAGAGAGAGAGAGAGAGAGAGAGAGAGAGAGAGAGAGAGAGAGAGAGAGAGAGAGAAUAGCGAUACAGCAGGACUGCGCAUGCGCAAAGCGGCCUGCCCCUCGUAACCAGAAACGUACGCCUUCCCCGUACAGCGCAUGCGCAAAGCGGCUUGCGUCUCGUGACCAGAAACGCACGCCUUCCCCGUACUGCGCAUGCGCCCGCCAUCUUCUGGAGCCCUUCCGGAACGGGACUCGCGCAUUUCUUUUAUUGGCUUCAUUUUUCACUGCUUUUGUCUGUGACCGGUGGAUAUUGAUACGACUAUAUUCCUUCGCGCAAUGAAGAAAACAUCCCCGUGUGCCUUUUCUUUCACGCCUCCAACCUGUCCGUGUAGCGUUUCGCUCGCUAGCUGCAGAAACAAAGAACGAGCGCGCUUGCGUUCAAAUGUGUGCAAGACGGAGCGAGCGAGCCGCUGAAGAGUGACAGGAGGAGCUUUCGGGAACAAAACAAGGGGAGAACGCCGCAACGAUGGACUCGCGCACAGCAGAUGUCCACCAACUGGAGAUCUCCCGCAUGAAAGAGGAAGAGGAGCGACCCGAGCUACGUCGCAUCAAAGACGAAGAGGAGGAAGCAGAGAUAGCGCCUGUGAAGGAGGAAGAGGAGGAACUGGAGAGCCCUCGCUUGAAAGAGGAAGGGCAGGAAGUGGACAUCGGUCAGGAGGACGUCUGCGUGAUCGUCAAGCUGGAAGGCGACCGAGACGAAGGAGAGCGAGCCGAAGCGGAAAGUCGCCGACCGGACGCCGGCGACGCUCUCCGCUGCUCGUUUUGCAAGGAACCCUUCUCUCGACGGGAAGCGCUGAUCGAACACACCGCGAAGCACGUGGCCUCCAAAACCUUUACCUGCCCCGUGUGCGACAUGACCUUUAUUUUCCGCUCGACGAUGAUGCAACACAUGGUCGUCCACACGGGGGAGAAAGCGUUUACCUGCUCCACUUGCGGGAAAGGCUUCUCCCGGAAGAUGAAUUUGGCCACGCACACGAGAACGCACACCGGGGAGAAGCCCUUCUCGUGUUCGGUGUGCGACGCCACCUUUCGCUUUCACGCCACCUUCGUCAACCACACGCGCACGCACACGGGCGAGAAGCCGUUCACGUGCGCCGCGUGCGACGCCAGCUUCAGCGUCCACUCGUCGUGGCUGAGACACGUGCGCUCGCACACGGGAGAGAAGCCCUUCAUGUGCGGCGUUUGCGGCAAACGCUUCACCAGGAAGGUCAACUUGAAAGAGCACGCCAUCGUGCACACCGGGGAGAAACCCUUUUCCUGUUCGCUCUGCGGCGCGGCUUUUAGCUUUCAUUCGUCCAUGCUGAGACACAUGAGAACGCACGCGGAGUAGGGAUCGUGAGCGUCGUUGCGGGGAAAAAAAUAAAAAAAAUAAAAACGUCCUGACGGAGCACGGGCGUCAAAGUCGUGGCCCGGGGCCCAGAUCUGGGCUGCCGCGUCCUUUUGCGUGGCCCACGAUAGCAAACCGUGUGCGUCGACUUCAUGUUUCUUGCGAAAAUAGCUACAUUGCAAAUUGUUAGGAACGAUAAAAGAACAUGCGUUGUUCAAAAAUAGUCUUGCAAAACAUAUCAAUAUUAUAUUUUCAAACAUAAACCGCUCAUGAAAAAGCCUUUCAGGGCACAUUAUUAACAAACUGACAAACAUAACUGCGUGUACAUAAUUGUACAUUUUGGCACUGAUCUUUUUAGGAAAGUGCAACAUCAGUAGUUUGCCUUCUUUUUCGGAAAUGAAGGCUACGGAUGAACUGUAACCACGUUCAGUCUGAAUGGUGCUAUGGAUUAUUUACUGCCUGUCCGCGACCCACCCAAAAUGGCUGCGCGACCCACUCUUGGGUCCUGAACCCCCCAGUCGCAAACAAUCACUGUGAUCGAGGAUACCCGAAAGAAAUACUUGAAGACCGUUCCAAAGUUUGCCACAAGGGGAAGGGGUCCGCGGAAAUGCAUCCAGUUGGCGUCACACGUCCACCUUUCCAUUGUUCUUGAGCAGAGCGACUUCUCGUGGAUUCUAAUUCAUCCGACUGCUGCCGUUCGAUAUUGAAAGUUAAACAAAAAAUUGAAAUAUACAAUAUACAGCAUCCCUGAUGUCAUUUUCCAGGACAGAAGACUCCCCGCAAUAUCGAUGCAUAGUAGUCAUUGUUUUGACUAUUUGUGGGGACAUCCACCGUUGGUAAUGUCAGAGCAAAUUGUUUCGUGCUACUAAUUGUUACACUGUACCUUUGUUCAAGUGGAAACGUGUCGUUAAAAAUGUGGACAUAUGAGGACCUAUUCUGGGUGAAUUAUUUGUAAUGUUUCUUGAUUUGCUUUAAUUUCCAAAGAACAAUUACUGUACAAUUAUGACAAAAGUAUGUCCAAGAGCCAAACAAAUGCACCGUGCUUUCCAGUGAAAUCCCACAAUGUUCAUAUACUGUAUACAGUACACAGAUUAAAAAUGGAAUA
Molecule: messenger RNA, 2907 nt
Organism: Phycodurus eques (leafy seadragon)
Lineage: Eukaryota; Metazoa; Chordata; Actinopteri; Syngnathiformes; Syngnathidae
Product: gastrula zinc finger protein XlCGF7.1-like
Exons: 2
Coding region: 942-1805 (287 amino acids)
Biological process (GO): regulation of transcription by RNA polymerase II
Molecular function (GO): DNA-binding transcription factor activity; RNA polymerase II cis-regulatory region sequence-specific DNA binding
Source: RefSeq, a predicted model, not a curated record